Molecule: messenger RNA, 2658 nt
Organism: Cyprinus carpio (common carp)
Lineage: Eukaryota; Metazoa; Chordata; Actinopteri; Cypriniformes; Cyprinidae
Source: RefSeq, a predicted model, not a curated record
GUGUAUUGUGUAUGUGUAUGUGUGUGUGUGUGUGUGUGUGUGUGUGUGUGUGUGUGUGUGUGUGUGUGUUGGUAUGAGUGCGUGUCUGUACAAGUCCAAAAAAACAUCUGGCAUGCAACACAGUUCUUUCGAAACUAUUUCAAGGACUCAAAGUAAGGACAAUCCACAUUAAUGUUUUGUUUUUCUCAUCAUAUUUUCUGAAGAUGAUUAUCAUACCGAAUAAAAUGAGUAACCCUUAAGCAAAUGAAAUACCCAAACCUGAAUAAAGAGUCUUUCUUACCAUGGUCUUAUGUUUAUUUCUGAUGAGAUGCAUUAAUGGUGAUAGUUAUUUUUAAGGUCUCUAACCCUCAUUCUGUUAGCUCUCGUGUGGUACUUGAUUGAGGUCUAACCGAGGGGAAGCUGGAGAAAUCUGUUUCCCUGGAAAACAGCUGACCAGCCAGUUCCUUUUCUCUGACUCAUGCACUUGAGGGCUUCAUGAAACAGUUCUGGAAUGUGUAGAAGACUGCAGAGCAAAUAGCAUGAUUUGAGGGAGGCUCUUUAAAUCUAAACCAGCUAUCUCUUCAAGGCAGCAGUUAAAGUAAGGAGGUUUUGUGAGAGUUUCUCUCAGAAAUCAUUAUUGCUCAAAUGUAAUGUCCAUAAACCUAUUCCAAAAAGGUUUGGAAUAACAUAAGGAUGAGUGUCAGAAUUGUAAUUUUGAUGUUAACUAUCCCUUUAAAAAGUUUAUGGAUAUUGAUGACAUUUGUUCAAUAACAUGAAAGUAAAUAGGGUCAGUUUUAAAGACUUAAAAGGGCCCUUUUAGUGGUUUCCACAGUUGUUGACCAGAGCAAAGUGGCUUUAACUUGUUUGCCAAUCCAUUUCGAUAUUUAUCAGAUGUGUUUGAUCAAGUUUAAUGUUCCCUUUCAUUAUCCUGCUUCUUCAGUUCUUCUGUUUCUGGAAUCUUCUUUUCACAAGCGUCUGUGCCAAACACCAACCCAUUCUUAGAGGACUCCGAUGUUCAUGGCAGAAACACUCAGAAAGUUGUCCAUCUCGGAGACACCACAGAAAGGAUAGAUAAGAAAAGACGUGCCCCAAUGCCUCCCAAGAACAAGACACAGAAGGGAAAACCAGAUGUCCCUCCAAAAGCACCAGCGAUUCCUGAAGCCACAAAAGCUUUUCCAUCUAUAGCAACUAUAGAUGAUGGAGACUCUGAUUCCUGUAGUUUACAAAGGGACAAAUGUCCCGCCCCUUUACCACCAAAAAACAAGCAAGAAGUUCAAAACACACAUGCAGACCAAACUACCACUCCUCUUCAUAACGGUGGAUGGAGAGCUACUAGAUUCCAGGAAAUAGACCAGACUAACAAAGUGUGCCCAGUUUCACAAGAUGAGUCAAGGACCUCUGAUGCAGCCAAUUUUGGGAACACCAGUAUAUCGCAUUUUAGCCAGGGUCAUCCCAGUAACAGACAAGAAACCAACCCUUUUAUAUGUGCCGAGGUCAUAACAACUAAACACAACAAGGGUCCAGCUCCAAAGCCUUCAUUACAGUCAAAGUCUUGCAAGACAUCUGCAUCUGAAACUAAAACAAGUAACCAAGCUGAACGUGAAACCAGUGCUACCUCAAAUUCCAUUGAUCAAAUAGAUGAGUCUACUGACAAGCUUGAUGAUCUUCCUGCAGAUGAACAGCCUUCAACCAAAUUGGAGCACUUCGAAGGCCUUUUCUCAAGAGAAAGUAAACACAAGGAUUUACCAGAAAAGUCUUAUCUAGACUUUCUUGGAGAAGACAUACCUUCAAUGUCUGAUCCAGUCCUUGAAAAGGUUUUCUACUAUGUGAAUGAUCCCAAGAAUGCUGAAAAUGUAUUGCUUGAGAGUGGCGUUUCCAAAAAGAAGAGACAGGCCCCGUUGCCUCCUGCCAAAUCAGCAUCCAGCCAGCAACCAGAAGCUGCACUGAACUCAACCAGUCAACCCAGCAUACAAGAUCAAGACAAGUCAUUAACUGUUAAUAGUAGCAAGUCAACUUCAGGUUUUUCCCAAUCCCUGGUGAACUCCUCUUCAACCUCCAGUCAGGCUGUCGCUCGUUUGAAACUGGAAGCAGGUCAUGGGUCAGAGCGCCGGUCUCUCCCACAAGCCCGAGUGUCACCUAUUGAUGUUCAGCCCGUCACUGGGCAGAAAAAUGGGAGUGAAAGUGAGAAAACCGUUAAUUCUGCCUUCAAACCCAGCAGGUGAGGCCAUGCAUAGAACUUCUAGAGACCCUUAGAAGUAGAAGCAGAUGUUUACGGUAGGUUCCCGUUAGCUAUCCUGUGGUGUUUCUUGAAAAAUUUUUUAAAGGUUGUGAUGUUGAAAAUCUUUGUUGCAGAAUCUAUACUCCAGACGUCUCCCUGUUUACCAGUUCUGCUAAAAGGCAAAUCCAUGACCUGUGUUCACAGCUUAAAUAAUAAUUGCAUGGAAGUGACUCUCUGCGUUUCUGUAGUAUGCUAAAGCCCAAAGUUCACUUCAGACACGGAAGGUGAAAUGUUGAGACAGAAGAGUACACUAGGUAGUACUGUGAAUAUGUCAAACUCGUUCAUCCAUGGUUGAGUGCACAUAUGGUACUUUUCCACUGCAUGGUACGGCAUGGUACUGCACGGUACAGUUCACUUUUGGGGAGUUUUCCACUGGGUACAGUACCUGGUACCUGGUACUU